AUGGCGGCGCCAGCCCCGGGGCCUGGGGCAGCCUCCGGCGGCGCUGGCUGUAGCGGCGGCGGCGGCGGCGCGGUCGGCGGCUCGGGCUCCGGGUCCGCGGGGGCAGGGGGUCGGCUGCCCAGCCGGGUGCUGGAAUUGGUGUUCUCCUACCUGGAGCUGUCCGAGCUGAGGAGCUGCGCCCUGGUGUGCAAGCACUGGUACCGCUGCCUGCACGGUGAUGAGAACAGCGAGGUGUGGCGGAGCCUUUGCGCCCGCAGCCUGGCAGAAGAGGCUCUGCGCACGGACAUCCUCUGCAACCUGCCCAGCUACAAGGCCAAGGUACGUGCUUUCCAACAUGCCUUCAGCACUAAUGACUGCUCCAGGAAUGUCUACAUUAAGAAAAAUGGCUUUACUUUACAUCGAAACCCCAUUGCUCAGAGUACUGAUGGUGCAAGGACCAAGAUUGGUUUCAGUGAGGGCCGCCAUGCAUGGGAAGUGUGGUGGGAAGGCCCUCUGGGCACUGUGGCAGUGAUUGGAAUUGCCACAAAACGGGCCCCCAUGCAGUGCCAAGGUUAUGUGGCAUUACUGGGUAGUGAUGACCAGAGCUGGGGCUGGAAUCUGGUGGACAAUAAUCUACUACAUAAUGGAGAAGUCAAUGGCAGUUUUCCACAAUGCAACAAUGCACCAAAAUAUCAGAUAGGAGAAAGAAUUCGCGUCAUCUUGGACAUGGAAGAUAAGACUUUAGCUUUUGAACGUGGAUAUGAGUUCCUGGGAGUUGCCUUUAGAGGACUUCCAAAGGUCUGCUUAUAUCCAGCAGUUUCUGCUGUAUAUGGCAACACAGAAGUGACUUUGGUUUACCUUGGAAAACCUUUGGAUGGAUGACAGUCGCUUUCUUGGGAUGAAAGACAGAAUGGAGGCGAUAUCUGCUUGUGGAAAGUAGAAUCAUGAAGUGACAGUGUCAUACAUGCAUGCCCAAGAAACAUCCUGAAAAACACACGAAAUUGUUAACUGGAGAAGCAGCUCUAUGGCAGAGAUUAUCUUAGUGUUUCCUCUUUGUACUGGGCCAGAAAAAUCCUCAGGGUUGCAGUUGGUUGAGUGGGCAGUUGACAUAUGCAUGUUGCAACAGAUUUUGUCUCUAAGUUAGCAAUGUGUCAUUUCCAACUUUUAAGGUGAGAUUUUAGAGAUGCUAUAAAAGGGAUAAGAUAAGGAAAUAGCAAGAUUUUUAAGUAGUGUGUUUGUGAAGAAAGACUGAUCCUGUUUUACAACCGCCUGUUUUUUCUCCAGACCCUUUUUCCAGCCAGCUUGACUAUUAGAAAAGUAUGAAACUGGUUGGGUUUUAUUUAAUAUUUUUAAUAUAUUGAGAAGCAUGGUCUGCCUGGACUGCACUUCUCUAACAGUGGAUGUAAAAUUGUGCAGCUAUUUUAAAAGUUGUAUAUAUAAUAAGUGUGUAAAAAACUGUAAAAAAAAAAAAAAACAGGACAAAGGGGUUGCUUUGUUCUAGUUCAGUUUCUUAAAAACCACUACAUGGUACAAGAUUAGAAUAACAUUUAGGGAAAAUUAGGUAACUACAAAGAAGAGGAUUUUAAGAGGAGAUGUGUUGUAUUGGCUCAUUUUUACAUUAAUAUGGUUUACAGUUUCCAUAGCUGUUACAGUCUGGUAUUUUUCUUUUAACGAUCAAAAUUAUUGUAAAGACCCCUCAGUGUCCUGGUUUAAGAUUGAGGGAAGGCAAAUUUUAUUUCUAAUCCUACAUAGGUCAGUAAUAAUAACAAUAAUGUGCAUCUUCUAGUAUCUGGUUUUAUAUUUUGGCCUUUUGCGAAAGUGUCUCAUAACAAUAUAGAACAUUGCCAUUUGCUCUUACAGGCCUCAAAUAUGAAAGCUGUUAGUCACAGACCUUUGGAAAAGAAUUAAUGGUCCUUUUAUUUUGUAACUUUAUAAUGCUGUAGAUAGUAUAAUUUUUUUUUAAAUUUCAUAUUGUUUACAUCAUGGCAACAAAUCUAAGCCUCAAACACUUUGUUGGGGUUAUCAAGAAAAUGUUUACUCACCCAUCUGAAACAGUGCCAGCCUGAACCCAGGUUAAGAAUGUUCUUAAUCUCAUUAUAGAUAAUUGCCCCCAUGGGACUUAAAAUAAAAUACCUUGUGCUGAAAAUGAAAACUUCAGGUUGGCAAUAUUUUGAAGGUUUCCUUGUAGAAGAGCUUGACAUUAAUUCCUAAUCUGAGUUUUUGACUAAUAAAUCUGAUUUCACUAAUUCUCUUGAAUUAAUCUAACAUACACGAGCUGAGAUUUUCUUUUGUUAUAAGAGAAACAAACAUCAUCUUUCUGUAUGAAAGUAUAAAUGUAUGGUUUCAGAUGCAUCUUUGUGAUAAGAAUUGACUAAGGCAGGUGGUUCUUUGCCUUUCAGCUUAUUGCUGUGUGUAAUUUUGUUUUAAAUCUAAUCAAAUUAGGGACAGACAGUAAGCAGCUGGCUAGAGUUCUUGGCUUGCUCCUUGAGAGUUAAGAUUAUCAAUACUCUUAUGAAGCAGGGAAUUUCAGUCAUGAACAAAGAUUUGUUUUUGCCACCUGACAAGUUUACAAAUAUUUAUUGUGUAUUUGGUAUGUUGCUUACAGUUGAAAUCUGUUAAAGAUCCUUUUCAAUAUCCAUGUCAAGAAGAAACCUGGAAACCAUACUUAGUAAUAGUACAGAGUGAAAUUAUAUGUUAAAUGUGUUAGAGAAUAUAGCUGCUACAGAAAUUGAUUUUUCUUGGUGUAGAACAACUCAAUUUGGCAAAGUUUAAAAUUUGAAGAAAAGAACUGGUUCAGGAUGAAGGUUGAUAAAUGAUAAGACAAUAAAGUCCCUUAUGUGCUUGGUUUUUUUUUUUUCAGGGAGUGAUAUAGCCAAUGCCAAGAGCUUUUGCCGAGAGUUUUGUUUAUAAUUUCUGUUUUGUCUUAUUAGUAUAAUAUUGUCUUAUUAGUAUAAUAUUCAUUUGUAACAAAGUUUUGAAGGUGCUGAAUGGAAAACAGAAACACAUGGUUAUUGCACAUUCAACCUAGAAUCAAAUAAUUGCUUAAAUAUUUAACAACAAGCCAUUCUUAUCUCAAAGACUUAAAUUCUCUAAUAUGCUAUUUGCAAAGUUUAUAAAAUGGAGGUUCAUAUUUAGAAUGAGCAUCAGGGGAAUGAAGAGCCUUCAUUUAUAACCUGAUAUUUUAUUACUGGAGAUCAUUAGUCGUUGUACAGAGAAUAUUAAAGUGUUACACUGUUUAAGGAAAAGGAAUCUCUUUCAUUGGUGCUGAGAGAGCAUUCAGGUAGAAGAGAGUUGCACCUGAAGGUUAAGUAUAAAUCAUCUAGACCAGUGGUUCUCAAACUUAGCUGUGCUUUGGAGUCAUGUGCAUUUUGAAAAAUAUUGAUGCUUGGGUACCAUACCCUAAAAUUCUGAUGUUGGCCUGGGAUAUGACAUGAUCAUAAGGAUUUUUUUAAACUUCCUAGCUGAUUUCAGUAUGCUGCUAAGGUUGAGUUUUAAAUUCACCUUAAGUUUUCUCAUCUGCAAGAUUAAAAAAAAAAAAAUCCUUGCUCCCUCCCUUCACUACCUCACAAGCAUAUUGAAGAGAAAGGAGAAAAUAAUAGGAAAUACUUGUAUGAUGGAUAAAAUGUGUUAUUGAAAGACAAAGUAGUAUUGGUUGUAUUUCAACUAAAACUAUUGUCAGGAAAAGAAAAUGUGUAAUUGAAUUUAUUUUGUUGACUUGGGAAACUGGGAGCAUUCACUUUGGUUCUUUAGCAAAGCAUGCAGAUGUGUAAACAAACGAUACUAUUAUUCAUACUAUGGUCUUCUGUCAUACUUGAGAUAGGCUGUUUUAAUUACCUGGUUCUACAUAGGAAAGAAAUAUUGAGGCUUAAAGUCUGUAAUGGCCAAUGGCUCAUAAUUCAUUAAAACUUUUCAUACAAGGAGUUCU
This is a messenger RNA of Callorhinus ursinus (northern fur seal), 3904 nucleotides long. It is a transcript of the gene FBXO45, whose product is annotated as F-box protein 45. Lineage: Eukaryota; Metazoa; Chordata; Mammalia; Carnivora; Otariidae. The record is from RefSeq and is a predicted model, not a curated record. Gene Ontology annotation, molecular function: protein binding. Gene Ontology annotation, cellular component: SCF ubiquitin ligase complex; synapse. Gene Ontology annotation, biological process: proteasome-mediated ubiquitin-dependent protein catabolic process; synapse assembly involved in innervation.